Messenger RNA from Triticum aestivum (bread wheat), 573 nucleotides. Its product is annotated as probable protein phosphatase 2C 27. The transcript has 3 exons. Bases 1 to 573 code for a protein of 190 amino acids. The record is from RefSeq and is a predicted model, not a curated record. Lineage: Eukaryota; Viridiplantae; Streptophyta; Magnoliopsida; Poales; Poaceae.
AUGCGGUGGGCGCGCGAUCCGCCCGCACUACGUAGCGCCUACGCAGCCGCCGACGGGGAGUUCCGGUGGAGGUGCCGUGCGGGCCCUGGCGACGGGGCCGCCUUCCUUCUCCAGCCGCGAAAAGUUGGCGACAGCGACGGGCGGGAUGGGACGGGGGACGGGGGACGGCGUGAAGUCGAUCGGCGCCGGCCAGAAAGAUACAUCAUCGGAGAUACUGAGAUGGGCAAGCCGGGAGGCCCGCUGAGUGCCGAGCCGGAGCUCAAGAUGAUCACGCUGACCAAGGACGACGAGUUCCUCAUCAUCGGCAGCGACGACAUUUGGGACUACUCCAACCAGAACUCGGUGGACUUUCCGCGGCGGAGGCUCCAGGAGCACAACGACCUCCAGCGGUGCUGCAAGGAGAUCGUGGAGGAGACGAUCCGGCGGGGCGCCACCGACAACCUGACGGCGGUCAUGGUCCCGUUCCACCAGGAGGGCCCUCCCCAGAUCAGGGUGAACAGGAUGGGUAGGGUCGAGCGGAGCAUCUCGGCCGAGGAGCUCCAUAGCCUCAUGGUGCUCCUGGAAGACCAGUGA